Messenger RNA from Racocetra persica, 424 nucleotides. The record is from the annotation of a GenBank genome assembly. NCBI's taxonomy places the organism in Eukaryota, Fungi, Glomeromycota, Glomeromycetes, Diversisporales, Gigasporaceae.
GGCCCGAAUUGGAUCUGACAAAGAAAUUGAAUCUAAGCAUAUUUGUUUAUGUACCAGUUUUAUACAUAAAGUGCUCGAGAAUGGUGACAUAUUGAUUGUUGACCAAUGGAAUCUUGUUCCAACAUAUAAAUUUAUUUCAUCUAAUGGUACUGUGGAAGGGUCAACACUUAUUGAAACUCCUGAUGAAAGUACAAAUUUGUUUACGAUGUUUAGUACUUCAAUAUUAGCAGUUUAUUUUAUGUUAACAGUUGAUGAACUUAAAAAAUAUGUAAAAAGUGUUGAAGAUAAAAAUAGUUUGCCUUCUAAAAUCUUGGAAAUUUCUAAAAUAGACGAUUUUGAAAAAGAAUUAAAAGAUUCUAUAAAAGAAUUAAAAGAUUCUGUGAAGGAAUUAAAAGAUUCUAUGAAGGAAUUAAAAAACAAUUAA